This is a messenger RNA of Pelobates fuscus (common spadefoot toad), 1801 nucleotides long. RefSeq names its product solute carrier family 2 member 8 (gene SLC2A8). The coding region runs from base 80 to 1588 and encodes 502 amino acids. NCBI's taxonomy places the organism in Eukaryota, Metazoa, Chordata, Amphibia, Anura, Pelobatidae. Gene Ontology annotation, cellular component: membrane. The record is from RefSeq and is a predicted model, not a curated record. Gene Ontology annotation, biological process: D-glucose transmembrane transport. The transcript is spliced from 11 exons.
CAGCUGCUUUCUGACCAAGUCACAUGACCUGCUGUGCCACCAGCUUUGCUGACAAAGAGCCAGAAGGAUUAUUAGGACAAUGGAUCAAGAAGACUACGAGCCUCUGCUAGAUCCUGAUAGGCACACACGGGAGAGUCCACAGAACAUUUAUUUAAAGAAAGUUCAAAACAAAAAUCUCUAUUUGGCGACGUUUGCCGCGGUUUUGGGCCCCCUGAGUUUUGGAUUUGUCCUGGGAUACAGCUCUCCUGCGAUUGCAGAUCUGAAGAAUGCAGAAGACCCUCGCUUGGUAUUGGACAAGAAUGCAGCCUCCUGGUUUGGGUCUAUUGUAACAAUCGGGGCUGCAGUAGGCGGAGUGUUUGGCGGCUGGAUCGUGGACAGAAUUGGCCGAAAGCUCAGUCUCAUGCUCUGUGCGGUACCAUUCGUCCUUGGAUUCACGCUUAUUAUUGCAGCACAGAAUGUGUGGAUGCUCUUCGGGGGCCGGUUUCUUAAUGGCCUGGCAAGUGGAGUCACCUCAUUAGUUGUCCCUGUCUAUAUUUCUGAAACUUCACACUCCGGAGUGCGAGGGACUCUUGGGUCAUGUGUUCAACUAAUGGUUGUCACUGGGAUACUGGGGUCAUACGUCGCAGGAAUGAUAUUGGAGUGGCGUUGGCUUGCUGUGUUCUGCAGUGUUCCCCCAAUCUUUAUGCUGAUUCUUAUGUGCUUCAUGCCGGAAACACCACGAUAUCUGAUCAAUCAGGACAAGUUCUCUGAAGCAUUAUCCGCUUUGAGGUUCCUUCGGGGUCCAGAGGCUGAUCACGAAUGGGAAUACAGACAGAUUGAAUCCAGCGGGGACGAUCAGGAGAGCAGUUUGAGAAUAGCAGAGUUGCGGAACCCUUCCAUUUACAAGCCUUUUUUGAUUGGGAUCUUUCUGAUGGUAUUCCAGCAAUUCACGGGAAUUAAUGCCAUUAUGUUCUACGCAGACACCAUCUUUGAGGAGGCUAAUUUUAAGAACAGCAGCUUGGCGUCCGUGAUAGUUGGGGUGAUCCAGGUGUUUUUUACAGCAGUGGCCGCACUAAUUAUGGAUAAAGCAGGGAGGAAAGUUUUACUUAUUAUAUCAGGAAUUACUAUGGCCAUCAGUGCCACCCUGUUUGGAUUGUAUUUUAAAAUCUCAGCGAUACCUGUCAACAAUUCCUCAAGACUUCUUCUCCCACCAACGGAUUUGCCCCCUAGUCCAGUGGACCACCUGGCAUGGUUGGCACUUGCCAGCAUGUGUCUCUUCAUAACUGGGUUUGCGCUUGGUUGGGGUCCUAUCCCGUGGCUGGUUAUGUCUGAAAUCUUCCCACUGCGUGCGCGAGGGAUAGCGAGCGGUGUCUGUGUUGUCACUAACUGGGGUUGUGCCUUCCUGGUAACAAAGGAAUUCCACAAUCUCAUGGACUAUCUGACCUCGUAUGGCACGUACUGGCUCUUUGCCGGAUUCUGCGUGUUGAAUGUCCUGUUUACCGUGUUCUGCGUGCCAGAGACUAAAGGAAAAACACUGGAGCAGAUUGAAAGAUAUUUCCAGCAAUCUCAAGGGCCUCGGAUUGUUGGCUCCUUUCCCGAUUCGGUUUAAUAGACUGAGGAACCGUGGCAAAAGAGCUGGAUCUGUGUUUUUUGGGCAGCACAGGAAUAGACUUAUACAGUGUCCGACAUCGGCACUGUCACACUUUUCCAAUGUCCAGAGGAGAAAAGACUGACGCUUAUCUGUGAAUCAGAUAUUGACGUAGGUGUGUUGAGGAUUUUUUUUAUUUUAAAAUUUUAACCCAGUUCACUUGAAUGGGUGUUU